Messenger RNA from Eublepharis macularius, 2948 nucleotides. RefSeq names its product fibulin-7-like. The transcript is spliced from 9 exons. Lineage: Eukaryota; Metazoa; Chordata; Lepidosauria; Squamata; Eublepharidae. The record is from RefSeq and is a predicted model, not a curated record. Gene Ontology annotation, molecular function: calcium ion binding. Bases 193 to 1473 code for a protein of 426 amino acids.
GCAAGCGAGCAAGACGGCUGCCUCUCAGGCCUGCCCUUUCCCCCUGGCAGAGAGCACCGGGCCAGGCCAGCCACUGCCACACCGCCUCCUUCCCUUCCCUUCGUGGUGACCCAGAGAAGCUGUCCACCAACCAGGCUGCCUUGGGAAGCUGCACAGAGAAGCCAUUUCCCGUCCACCUGCCCAAAGCACAAAAUGCUUCCCAAGGUACUGGUCCUGGUGGCCCUAGCCAUCCCCCACCUGCCCUGGAGCAGUGCACAGGACUGUCUGAGCAAGCAGCAAGUGGCCAACACUAUCAAGCAGAUGCAGAAACUCUUGUCCUCGCACGAGGCUGCCCAGUUGCAAAACAUGCGUAACCUCAAGAAGCAACUGACCCUUCUACAAGGCAAUAUCCAGAAGCAAAUGGUGAAGCAGAAUGAAAGCUGUACUCUCUUGCCGGUGCCCUUAAAUGGCAGGAGGCUGGGCAAGAAAACAGUUGUGGGUCACGACGUGCACUUCCUGUGUGGCCCUGGCUUCCUCCUGGUGGGCUCGGAGACACGGACAUGCCUGAACAACCGCACGUGGAGUGGACAGCAAACAUUUUGCAAAAGCAUCAAUGAUUGCGCCAGCAACCCCUGUGCCAAUGGUGGGACCUGCAUGGAUGGCACAGACCGCUAUAGUUGCUUGUGUCCCAGUGGCUGGUCGGGCACUACUUGCCAAGCUCCAGUUUAUUCCUAUUGGGCAACGCUGAGUAACUCGUCCUUUAGCCGCCAGCCCCGCUGUGCCGACAACCUACUGGGCUCACGCCAAUGCAGCUGUGACAGAGGCUUCCAAAUGCAGGCGGGAGGCAUUUGCCAAGAUGUGGAUGAGUGCCAACUUUUCCAGUCCAGCCGCUCCACUCGCAUCUGCCUCCACGAAUGCGUGAACGUACCUGGCUCUUACCGAUGCACUUGCCCGGAAGGUUACCAGCUCCAUACUGACAAGAGCACAUGCACUGAUGUGGACGAGUGUGCCGAGAACCAGCACAACUGCAGCCGGGGACAGAUGUGCAUCAACGUUUUCGGAGGGUUCCGGUGCGUGCGGCCCGAGUGCCCCAAGGCCCAACUCAACACCAGCUACGUCAAAACCUCUGCAGCGCAGUGCGAGCGGAGCCCUUGCCCCAUGGGCAGCAAGGCCUGCCAGAGAGCGGCCAACUCCAUUUCAUUCCACUACUUGCCUCUCCAGUCCAACCGCACGGCGCCUCGGGUCCUCUUCAAGAUGUCCACCAGCCGCUUUGUGGGAGACAGCCUGCGCUUCGCCAUCUUGGGGGGCAACAGCCAAGGGAUGCUUGUCGUGCAGCGGGCGGACCGCCAGACAGGGGAGCUGGUGCUCACCAGGCCAGCUGUGGGGCCGACUACGUUGGAGGCAGAGCUGGAAAUGAGCGAAUUUGCCCGAAAGAUCCUGCUAGGGAAGCACAUCUUCAGGGUCACAGUCUUCGUUUCACAGUAUGAAUUCUAAGCCCCGUCGCUGCAGAAUCCUUCCGGGUCGGGAAAAACAGCAGCAGCGGAAUUGGCAGAACUUGCAAGGGCGUGGCUGUAAGGCCAGAGACUCCCAAACGCUAUGCCAAGAGCCAAUUGUGGAAGGGGUUUGAGGCAUGCUUUGCAAAAUGAAAAAAACCCGUGUCAGAUGAACCUCCACCAAUGACCCUGGCUGGGGGGAAGCCAAUCCGGUUCGGACCCAUCUUCCCCUAGUACAUACUAUAACCUCAAGAGAAGGACCCACUGGUGAAGCAGCCCACGUUACACCUGGCAACUGCAGGGCCAUUCUGGACGUGUUGCUGUUGCCCAGGAAGCCCAUUCCUCUCUUUGAACCUUGGCAGAUUGGAAAAGGGGAGGAUGCAGGAAGCAGUACUAACCAGCUACCUUGCAGCUUUGAGGAUAAUGCCCGCCUAGUGUCCUGUGAGCUGACUGAGAAAGUACCUAUAUUAUUUUAAUAUAGAGUGAAGGGUGCCUCCAGUUUAAAUACUGAGCCAAGAGGAAAGGUGGGGCAUACAUAUUUUAUUACGAUCAAUCAAUCAAUCUAGUAAUCAGCCCUGGGCCUAGACAGAAGCAGAGAUAAUUUCUGGUAAUUCUCAUCUACUCCUCUACUCUUGGUUGGCUUUAAAAAAAUGCCCUAAAUAAAUAAAUGCCAAACUACAGAGAAGGCACCCGUUCAUAAAUCGUUAUGAUGCAUGAAAGGUGGACUGUGAGGAAGAGACAUGAGAACGCUGGCAACGGACCCGCAAGCUUUGCAAGUUGCAGACCUCGUUCUGAGUUUCUCAGCAUUAAAGAUAAACCUUUGUGGCUGAUCUCCAUUUUUAGCACUUCAAAUAGGCAGCCAGAAGAAGACUGGAAACAGCUCAGGCAGUUGGUUGUGGGCUAGUCCCCUUCGAGCCAUGAUGCAGCCACAGAAAGUACAAAUGGGCGCUUGCUCAACGUUUGGGAAAAAUGCCUCUCUCUCUACUUCUCCCUGCAGCUACAAGCUUUCAAGAGCUGGAAUAUUGUGGCUCUUUUCUAGGCAGCUCUUCCUGCAUUUGUUUUGGGCCUCAGCAAGGAGACACGCUCGAGGCUCUGGUUCCAUUCUAGUGGAGUUCUGCAAAAGGCAUGAUGCUAGCAUGAUACAAGAUGUAGAACAUGGGAAAUUUAAUGAAUUAUUAAAAAUAAUCAUCUUUGCUGUAUUGAUACCAGCUGUUUUUUAAAACAACUUUUUCACUAGCGUCUUGCAUGGAGAAGAUUAGGACUAGUGAACUUACACGUAAAAAUUAUAGCCUGAGGAACAUUUAUUAUUUUUUUAGAAAUUAUUGAAAGACAGAAGAACAAAGAGGAUGACUAGCCCUUGGCAGUCAAGUGGGGGGGAAGAACCCUGCUGUCUUAUUUUCCAAAUAAAGGCCGUUCCCACAUACCCUACUCCAGGCGAUGGAAGGGGUCUCUUGCAAUGAUGUGACUAGGGCUGGC